Molecule: messenger RNA, 7165 nt
Organism: Mugil cephalus (flathead mullet)
Lineage: Eukaryota; Metazoa; Chordata; Actinopteri; Mugiliformes; Mugilidae
Gene: wnk4a
Product: WNK lysine deficient protein kinase 4a
Exons: 21
Coding region: 821-5395 (1524 amino acids)
Biological process (GO): renal sodium ion absorption; intracellular signal transduction; positive regulation of potassium ion import across plasma membrane
Cellular component (GO): cytoplasm; cytosol
Molecular function (GO): protein serine/threonine kinase activity; ATP binding; chloride channel inhibitor activity
Source: RefSeq, a predicted model, not a curated record
GUCCCCUCACAUCAUGUGCUGUGUGUUCCCGCCUGUGGGGAUGAUACAGCUCAAGAGAAUUGUGUGUGAUUGCUGAUAAAACCCCGCAUGUGCACUUGUGGCACAGGUGGGGCUGAGCGUGGCCUUGGCUGAUAAUGGCGUCCCGUGCCCGAGGCAGCAGAAAGCCUGCAGGCCGGGCGCGCAGCUAUUUCAUUCAGAAUAAUCAAAUAGCCACGGUAGAUAAAUGACUCAUCAGUUGUAUCUUAAUUCAGAGAAACGGGAGGAGUUAAUCAAUGAAAUGCCUAUUAGGAGAUGAGACGUCAUGUCCUCCUGCUCUUACGCACGAGGCACAAAGAUGGCACCUGUUUUCCUAAAACAAAACAUCUUUCCGGUGUUUCUUUUACGCCUUAUUCUAUUAUGGCACCAAUCUACAUUAUUGCACUUACUUCUCUGGACAGCGGUUGAGGUCAGCAAAUCAAAACUGAAAACACUAAUAACAUCCGCGGUUUUAAAGGGUAUUAGGAGGAAAACACUCCUCUAAUCAUAAUGUAAUUACUCCCUCUGGAUAGCCCUAUUAGCGCGUCAAAGCUGCGAGGGGGCGGAGUCGGGAGCGCGCACCGAGAGCUCACAGGACGCACAACCCCUCCAGAGCUUUGUUGAUAUUGGCAGCUCCGCUCUUUCACUGGAGGUUAUGGCUAAAGACUUUGCAAAGACAAGAAGAGGGAACAGCGCGAGGAACUGGAUGGGAACUGUGCGCUAGUGUGCGCGUACGCGGAGUGUUUUUCUUUUACAGCGUCCUUGAUGAUGAGCUUUAAAUCAGGAAGGCGCUGAACCUGCCACAAUGUCUCAUGCACAGGUUGAGAUACCAGGACGCGGCUUCCCAGGGCUCUCUGUGGAUAUGACCGACGACUGCCUAUCCCGGGUGCCAUCCGUGCUGAGGACGCACGGCUUGGGCGCGCGGAGAAACUCUUACGGGCUGCAGAAAAUUAGCAUGGACAUUGAUUCGCCUCUAUACAGUGGCGUCCUUUCCAAAGCCCUGUCCUGGUCCGCUGAGAACAUCCCGACACUGGCCGAGUCCAGAGCAGAGGACGAGAAGACAGACGAGACUCCGCCGUCCCCGUCUCCCGUUUCCAGCCCGGGGACCAGCUCCAACACGCCCCCGUGCAGCCAGAAGCCCGACGCCGGGUCUCUCGGCGGUGGUGGGAACUGGGAACCCGCGCCGAGAACCAGCGUCCAGGAGGCCAGCUCGGACUCUGAAAACGAGCUCCAGAACAGGCAGCACAAGAUCUUGUCUCGCAUCACGUUUGACACUCAGUGGGAGCAGGAGGAGAAAGAGGAUGCGGAGACCAAAGCGGUGGCAACCUCUCCCGAUGGGAGAUAUCUCAAAUUCAACAUUGAGAUCGGAAGGGGAUCUUUCAAGACAGUCUAUAAAGGGCUGGACACGGAGACCACAGUGGAGGUGGCAUGGUGUGAGCUACAGACCCGAAAGCUGACCAAGGCAGAGAGACAGCGUUUCAGCGAGGAGGUGGAGAUGCUGAAGGGACUGCAGCACCCCAACAUCGUGCGCUUCCACGACUCCUGGAAGUCGACGGUGAAGGGCCACAAGUGCAUCAUCCUCGUGACUGAGCUCAUGACCUCAGGCACGCUCAAAACGUACCUGAAGCGGUUCAAGGAGAUGAAGCUGAAGCUGCUGCAGCGCUGGAGUCGUCAGAUCCUCAAAGGGCUUCACUUCCUGCACACGCGCACCCCUCCCAUCAUCCACCGGGACCUCAAGUGUGACAACAUCUUCAUCACCGGCCCCACCGGCUCCGUCAAGAUAGGAGAUCUGGGGCUAGCCACUCUCAAAAGUGCCUCUUUCGCUAAAAGUGUCAUUGGAACCCCAGAGUUCAUGGCCCCGGAGAUGUACGAGGAGAAGUACGACGAAGCGGUGGACGUCUACGCCUUAGGAAUGUGCAUCUUGGAGAUGGCCACCUCUGAGUACCCGUACUCUGAGUGCCAAAACGCCGCCCAGAUCUACCGCAAAGUCACCAGUGGCAUUAAACCUGACAGUUUCUACAAAGUGAAAGUCCCAGAACUAAAGGAGAUCAUUGAGGGCUGCAUACGUAUGGACAAAGAUGAAAGGUACACCAUUCAGGACCUCCUGGACCACCCCUUCUUCCAGGAGAACAAUGGCGUGCACGUGGAGCUGGCGGAGGAGGACGACAUGGUGAAGCCGGGCCUCAAGCUGUGGCUGCGCAUGGACGACACCAAGAAGCUCCACGGGAAGUACAAGGACAACAACGCCAUCGAGUUCCUCUUCGAGCUCUACAAGGACGUGCCCGAGGAGGUGGCUCAGGAGAUGGUCGUGCUCGGCUUCGUGUGCGAGGCGGACUUCAAGCUCGUGGCAAAGGCCAUACGGGACAGGGUGACGGCCAUCAAGCGGCAGCGGGAGAAGCUGAGGCGGCUUGCCGAGGAGCGGAAGAAGAAGCAGGUGCAGGAGGCCAUAGACGAGGAACCGGAGCUGCAGCUGCCCUCGCCGAAGGUCGGUGACGUCGUUGCAGCAGAGUCCCCCACGCCGGCCCUGACGCCCCCCGCCCCCAUCCUGUCCCCCGUCACCAGCUCUGUGGACUCCGGCGUCAGCUCCAGCUACCCCGCGGAGCCGGAGGAGCCCGAGGCGGACCAGCACUUCCACGUCCGCCACAACAGCUUGUCUUCGGCUAAUUCUGACUGCGAGACGGACGGCUAUCUGAGCUCCUCCGGGCUGCAGGAUCCGCUGGAGGCCGGCAGCUUCAGCGCUCCCGUGACCCCUCCCACCACGCACACCGGCACCCCCGCCGUGAACGGUCACCCCGUCCCGGCCCUCCGCUUCCCUUCGAGCAUCGCCGUAUCCAACAACACUGAACAUGGCAACUCGGGCCCCCCAAGUGGCUUCAACUCCCCCGUGGACAGCUACGCGUCCGACGUCACUUCGGGCCUGAGCGACGGCUACGAGGGCCUGUCGGAGAAGAACGAGAAGACGGCCGCCAGGCGGACCGCCACCAAGCUGUUCAGGAGGAGAGCGCGCUCGAGGCUUCGCAUCACAGGGCUCUCUGAUAAAGUUGACCGGGUGGUGGAGUGUCAGCUGCAAACGCACAACGACAAGAUGGUGACCUUCAAGUUCGACCUGGAUGGAGAUAACCCCGAAGACAUCGCUGCCGUCAUGGUGCACAAUGAGUUCAUCCUGCCGUCCGAGAAGGAGGGCUUCAUCCACCGCAUGGGCGACAUCAUCAAACGGGCCGAGGCUCUGAUGGCCAAAGAGCAGCCGGUCCACCGUCUCGCCCAGCCGGCGUUCCACGGCGGGGUCAACUCGCUGUCGUCCUCACAGCCCAAUCUGCACAGUCACACGAUGCCUCGAACACACUCGUCUUCGUCUCUGCCCGAAUACAGUGUGGCUAACCCGAGCGUAGGUGUACGUGGCUCCCCUCCAUGCCCCAAUGGAGAAGUCUUCGGUGCAGACAUUACUUCACCUGGGCGACCUCUAAUACGCUCACAGUCUUUCCACAACGCCCCAGGUUCUCCUCACCAUUAUCAGCAACACCACCACCCUGCGUCGCUACUGCCUCAUCACCAGCACUACCACGUGCCCUACAUGGGCAACACUCACUUCCCGUUCCCAUAUCCGGGGUCCGCAGGUUCCCCGAAGCCGGCCGGGAUCCACCCCCCCCUCACACGUGUAGCCAGUAACCCCACCUUCCCGUCCGUUCCCUCCCCGGCCCCCGGCUCCCCGGUGCCUCAGAGAGAGACCCCUAGCCCCUGCAGCAACGAGAGCGUUAACAUGUCUCCAACUACCCCUCAGCAUCCCAACAUGUGGCCUCCCCAUACGCAGCCCCUGUUUUCCUUGGCUAAUGUAAUUUCCAUGGCCAUGAGCAUGGCUCAGUCUUUCAUCCCUCCUGCAAGCCUCCCCACACAAGGGAUUCCCUCCUUUCCAGGUUUCCACCCCCAGAUGCACGGUCACAUGGCCCCUCAGUCAGGUUACCCCUCCGUCUACCAGCAACACUACCAAACUCAACAAGCGGAGGUCCCUUACCCCGGGCCCGGCAUCCCCACGCACAAUGUCUACCACAGCCAAGAGCAUGUGCCUCAGAUGGACGGAGCCGGUUUUCACCAUCCACAAUAUCAGUAUCCGGUCUCUCCACCCUCGUUGCCUUCCACUCCUCCGCUGGCCCCUCUGGAGCCUUCGCAGCAGGUUGGACACUCCGGUUCCCCCGGCCCGACCCAGGAGCACAACUAUGCGUCCCCGUACUCAGCCCAGGUUCCAGCUCAGGCCAAACCCAGGUCACAAGUCUCCAACUCGACCUCCUCGUCCGAUUUUUCCCCGUCACCCCCGGAGAGCCCAGAAAGCACUUUAUCAUCCUUCAGCAGUCAAUUGCACACCAGCGUUCCUAAGAUGAACACUAGCACUCCAGCUCCAAAAACGCCUCCCUCUCAACCCGCCGUUCAGUCGGCCCCGGUGACCGUCGGGCGAUUCCAGGUGACGCCCAGCAUGGACAUAUCCGCCGAGCCAGCGCGCGCCGCACCCGCCGCCCCGCAGCCGGCAGACGGCGCCUGCACGCCGUCGGAGAGCAGCACGGAGGAGCAGGGGGAGUCCGAGACGAGCCUGGGGACCUCGCUCACCAUGUCCCCCCCUCACCCGCACCCCCGCGGGGGCCCGGCGACGGGGGUCCCCCAGGAGGUCGACAAGCAGGCGGGGUGGGCCGUGAGCCAGCAGCAGCCGCCGCAGCAUCAGCAGGAGAGAAGAGACGAGGACGAGAUGGAGGAGGAGGAGGAGGAGGAGGAGGGAGAGGAGGAGGAGGAGGAGGAGGACGAGGCGGAGGAAGAGGUCGUCGGGGAGCGGCCGAGGGCGAAGAAGAGGAGUCGCAGGAGAGCGUACAGCCUCAGCCUGCUGGGGACGUCCGCCGACAGCGGGCUCUCGGUGACGGCCGCCGAGGUGGAGGGGAGGCUCUGGGACGGGGCGGCCGGGAGUCCGCAGUACAGCAAUGCCCUUCACCAUUUAUGGAUGAUGACCUACAAUCGCAACAACCCCUACCUGAGCAGCGACGACUCCGACAGCGACGACGAGGUCAUGAUGGAGGAACUUCAGGAACUCAGAGAGAAGCAUCUGACAGAGGUUCAGGCCCUGCAGGCCGCGCAGAAGAAGGAGAUCGAGGAGCUGUACGAGAGGAUGGGGAAGGUCCCCCCCCCGGGCAUCGUCUCUCCUGCUGCUAUGCUGUCCAGCCGACAGCGGCGUCUGUCCAAGGGGAGCGGCUUCCCCCCGUCCCGCAGGAACAGCCUGCAGCGCUUGGACAUGCUGCCGAUCCCAGGCAUCAUUAGGAGAAACUCUCUCGGAGGGAGCAGCAGCGGCUCACAGGAUAAACCCAGCAAAGGUGUCACCUUUGCCACUGACAUAAGUAGAAUGUGAGAAACUCUCAGCCAAGCAUGCUGUAUAUCUGGACUACCUCAUCUGAAGUGUGACUGCAAUGGUCAAACCUGUCCUGUAGGAGGAUCGCUUUAAAUCAUUCGCUGGCGCACCAAUUGGCAACCUGCUUCCGUCUGCCAGUAGCCACUUACCUCAAAUGUAUAAAAGCUGUCCUCAGCAAAGCUGGAUUCACACAGGAACAAAAUCCGGUUUGCAGAGCUUCAUCAGAUCUGGUGAAUUUAUUGCAGCUGAAGCGCAGAACACCGACCAAGUCUGGUUCAUGUUAGACGUGACAACUUCAUUUCCCCCCCCCCCUCCUCCUCCUCGUGUAAAUAAAAUGUCAGACCCAACGGUUCAGACGUGAGAAACUUCAGCUCGAGCUGCCGCGGUCCUCUGCAAAGUGUCACGCCAGGGCUUCUUUUAAAUGUUUUUUUUUUUUUUUUUUUCUCCCUGAGAAAAGUUUUUGCAUUAACGCAGUCAAACGAUGGUACGAAGCGCUGCAGCUCUGCGGCUCUUUCCCGUGACUUUGACCCAGAAUGACAAUAGUCGACGUUUUCCUGCUUGUCUGACUCGCUGCUGUUUUAUCAGUCCGCUCACAGUGAUGUGGCUCAGACUCUUUGACCGACAGUCGCACACUUUGUUUCCUGUAGUUUGCAGCUGCCGACUGCACCGUGAAUAUAUUCUCGUCCAGUAGAGCUGUGAUUAUUGCCUUACAGGGGGCAGCCCAGAGCAGACGCAUUGUACAGUUUUCCUCAUUACAAAUAUGGAUAAUGACAGUAAUUAGCUGUAGUCUAUGUUCGGUUUUUUCACCCGAGUCACCCGGAGAGGUUUGACUGCAAUUCUGACAUUUUCAGACGUAGUGAAUAUGAUCGUUCCCCAGUGUGCGGACGGUAUAAUGAGAUAUUAUUUCGUAUGUGUGAAAAUGUUCUGAGGGGAAAAGCAUGUAGACAUGUUGGCGUCUACGAUGCUUCAGCACAGGGAAAAUCUAUUUUUAGAACUUUAAAAUGGGAAGAAUUGUAAGACAUACACAUUAUUUUUUCAAAUCCGUUGUCUGCUUUAACGUAGGGACAUAAAUUGUGAAAAAUCCACUUAGAUUUUAGACUACUGGCUCUCCUGUCGACUGUACAUGUGUAUAUAAUAGAGCGCAUUUAUAGAUCAUGUUUACAAGUUAUGAGUAAACUAAAUAUUUCUGCUACCUUAAUUCUUUCCCGAGCAAAAAAUACUAUAUAUAUAUAUAUAUAUAUUUUUUUUUUUCCGUGGCUUGGUCUUCAUCAAGCUCCUUGUGCACUUUAGCGAAUUCGGUCGUAGUUCUCAAUCAUUUAACACGUUCGUGUUUAACUUGAGGAAGAGUUAAUAGGUUAUUUUUCCAUAAGGGAGACAGAGGGUAUUCUCCGGUUCAUGUCCGAUCACAAUUUUUCGUGUUGUCGCGCAGUUUUAAAUAAUUACUAUAUCGUGGGGUUGUAAAGGAAUCAGCCCCAAGCUGUGAAUCUGUAGAUGAUGCCUUAUGAAAUAUACACAUCACACACUGAAUUUCCUUGUGGGUCAAACUCCUGUAAUAUUCCUAAUAUAUUCGACGUUUCUAAAAAAGAAAAAAAAAAAAAAAAAUGAAUGUAGAUAUACGAUUUGCUUUCUGAAGCUGCUGUCCUGCCAUGCUGAAUCUGUGCCUUUUCCCUUACAAUGUCUUAUUUUAUAUUUUUACUCUCAAGAUUUGGCGGCUAGAUCAGACUCCAUGUAUUAAAUUUUGACACAAAUAAAUGCAAUUGUAAAUACAAA